Opisthorchis viverrini is the source of this 504-nucleotide messenger RNA. RefSeq lists its product as hypothetical. The transcript is spliced from 2 exons. The coding region runs from base 1 to 504 and encodes 167 amino acids. The record is from RefSeq and is a predicted model, not a curated record. Lineage: Eukaryota; Metazoa; Platyhelminthes; Trematoda; Opisthorchiida; Opisthorchiidae.
AUGUUCCGCAGAAUCCACAUCAUUCUGGUGUUAUUACCCACAGCAACCAGAGCCCUGUGUCCUCCGGACUAUACGCGGUUGUCAGCGGACGUGUGUACAAUUCAACUCAAUGAAUCUCGCCAUUUCUGUGAUGCAUGUAACUUGUGUUCUAACUAUGGGAAACAACACAAUCAACUGGUUUUCCUCCAUGGAAGGAAUGUGAAUUUGGUCAAGACUAUUCUCCAACCCGGCUCUAGAGCUUGGAACGGAAUGCAUGGGUUUUUGGGGAUACCCGAAUUUAAAUCAGUCGCAGGAUGGCGCGAUUUGGAUCCUAAAACGCCAGAAAUUACUUCGGCACCCGAUCUAUUCAAAUGGGCAGUCAAUCAGCCUGACGGCAAUCAACCUAAUCUGGCAUAUCAUAAGAAAUAUGACGCGAUGUACGACAUUCAUUCUGGUCCAGCAAAUUAUGUGCGAGAAGUCCAUUGCGAAUGCGCUCUGGAUUCCACCUGCCGUUCAAUCUACUAA